AUUUUCACGGUCAAUUUCAAAGGCCUACUUUCUUAUUCAUUUAUUUUUUUUUAGCUGAUAUUGUAAAAUCGUGUUUAUCAAAAAAGAAACUAAGUUGAUACGCUACUUUACAACGUUAAGAUAAUAACUAAGUAGCUAAGUCGCCCUGAAAUCAUCAUUGAUAAUUUUUGGUUGUCGUUUCCUUUUCAACGAGCGACGAUUAGACGAUUUUUCUAUGAGCUCUGUAUGCGUCAAGAUGUUGAAGAUAUAAGCUAUUACUGACUUUUUGUUAAGGUAUUCAUGUAUUCAAUCAUUCCAUACGAGUAAUAUCAGAGUGUCUUCGUGUCUAGUGUUACUUCAACUACCUAUAAGUAUAAUUAUUAAUUACUGAUUAGUUAGCAAAUUGUUUGAAAAAAACUGCAUUAAUCAAUAACUCCUCUGUGACGUCGAGUUUCCUACGCGAUAUGAUUUUCCCCAGUAGCAUUGUUAUUCUUAUUUUAGCAAUAACAACAGCACAGUGCAGACGUCGAAAUCCAAAAGAAGCUCAUUUUAGGUGUCUCAAUAAUGAAAAAUAUAUUCGAAAUGAUCUGUUUUGUAAUGGUGAAGAUGACUGCGGCGAUAACAGCGAUGAAAAUGUCGGAUGCGAUGAGUCUUAUCAUCCCGGAGAUUUUAAAUGCGGUGGUGGAAAUGGACCAUCUUAUAUGAAAAUCAAGGUUAGGUGCAAUGCGAAUCCGGAAUGCCUGGAUGGCUUGGACGAGCUCAAUUGUGGAGGCGAAACAAAUUUGAAAAACUGCACUGAACUGAAUGGAAAAUUUGCUUGCGAAGAUGAAUCUAAAUGUAUUGAUUUUAAAUACAUGUGCAAUGGAGAGUGCAAUUGUUUAGACUGUUCAGAUGAAAAAAACGGUUGCUACAAAUACGAUGAAUAUCUAUGCCAAAAAUGUUCACAUGCCUGUAUUUCAACGUCAACCAACAACAUUUCUUUAAUAAGCGAAACAGCACUCUUUGUUUCAGAUCAAAAUUGUGCAGGAUGCAGCAAUCCACAGACUCGCUGUGAGCACAAAUGCAUCCAGUAUAAGCCGCAUUCCAACCAAGAAAGGUGCCUUUGUGAUGAGAAUUACAAAUCCGAAACGUCCGAAACAAAAUCCAAUCACUAUGGGAAGUGUUACAAUGACGUUCAAUAUGAAAAUAUUUUGAUUUAUUCAACCUCAAAUCAAAUAAAGGUGUUGAAUUUGACCACAAAUUUAACAUACGUUCUUCAACAAAGUGUCAACUGUACAGCGAUAUCCGCGUCUCAAUUCAACGUUUAUUUUGCAACCACUAGCAACAAAACUGGGCAAAUUUUCAAGACUUCAAUUAGUUCAGAAAAUAAAACAGUCAACCAGUUGCUCAAAUUAGAUUCGAUAGUAGAAUCUUUAUCAGCAGAUUGGCUUACAUCAAACAUUUAUUUCUCGGCGUUAUCUUCUAUAUUCGUAUGUGAUGAGGGUGGCAAAAUUUGCUCACGGUUACUAUCAAGAUCUGCAGAAGUAUAUUCCAUCAUUUUAGCGCCAAGAUUUGGGUGGAUGUUUUGGAUUGAAAAUAAUCGAAUUUUUAAAUCAACCAUGGACGGCGUCAGAAUAAGCGAAAUAUUCAAAGACUCGUCUCCAAUUUCUCUACUACAAGUCGACGAACCGACAAACAGCAUUUAUUGGUUCAAUUCAUACGAAAAGGAAAUCCAGUUCAUGAAAUUAUUUAAUUUUGCAUAUCCUGAUCAUAAAAAAAUAAAUCAGAAAUGGUCACCAAAUUCGUACGAAAAUAUCGCAUCAUUUUCAAUUUUCGAAAACAGCGUAUUUUUUUCAAUACGCGACAAUGGCAGCAUCUUUGUCGCAAAAAAAGUUCGUCGAUCGUCUGAAAUUUAUAUUACCGAUCUAGAUUCAACUAUAAAAAACAUAUUCGUUUACAAUCCUUUGCUUCAACGUACAAAGAUACCGAAUCCGUGUAACGAAUCUUUCUGUUUUGAUUUAUGUCUGCAAAAGCCAGCCUCCCAUUCAAGAGGUCUAAAUCACUCCUGUAUUAUUUGCGAGAAUACUACCGACUGGUCAAAUACGAGUAUUACUGAGCCUUUUUGGUGUCAAAUGAAGAUUCCACCAAUUUCAGCUGAAGUUUUGUUAAACGAAGAACAACAUUUCACGGCGAAACACACUCAUAAUAAGAGAUCCAGGUCUAAUAAAAUUUCAAAUUCGAAACCAAAAAAACCUCAAACUGUUUUACAGUCUGGAGAUGAAAACGAUAGUGCUUCGAGUACAAGAACCUUGCUCGAUACUUGGCUGUUACCGUUACUAUUAGUAAUAAUUAUUUUAUUGAGCCUAUCAACGUUAUUUAUCAUUGUAUUCGGUUACUUUUUAUUCAAGAGACUGAUGCCUGUAUUAGAAGAUCUAAGGACGAGACCUGGUGAGCCCAGAAACGACACUCAACCUGUACUAGAAGAUCUAAGGACGACACCUAGUGGACCCAGUGACACCCAUUACGAGCUAGAUAACAGCAAUUAUUAUCACUAUAGUAGCAUAGGGCAGAAUUCUUGAAAAUUUGAAUUGAGUUCUUUUGUAUUUUGUUUUGUAUUUUUUGUUCUAAUUUAUGUAAUAUUCGCGAUUCUUUAAGAUUAUGAACGACUUUAUAUUUUUUUUUAUGAUGACAAUUCUAAAAAGUAGGUUCAGGAAUGUUGGGAGGAAGAUCACAUUUUGGUCGAAUGUUUUCAGUACCGAAAUUAUAUUUAAUUAUCUACUUAGACCUUUUUAGGUUCUUCAUUUAUUGUGUUCGUAAUUUUUAAAUACCUAAAUUAAAUGCAUAUGAAUGUUAAUUGAUCGUGUUUAUAUUCAACAAUCUGUACAGUGUACCUAUACUGUAUAUUGUGUAUGUAUAUACCCAUAAAUCGUACCUAGACCUACUAAUAUACCUGAUAACACAUUUCCAUCUGCACUCUUUAAUCGUUCUCAUAACCAAUUAAUAGUAAACGCCAACACUCAGAUCA
This is a messenger RNA of Planococcus citri (citrus mealybug), 2983 nucleotides long. Its product is annotated as low-density lipoprotein receptor-related protein 2-like. Lineage: Eukaryota; Metazoa; Arthropoda; Insecta; Hemiptera; Pseudococcidae. The record is from RefSeq and is a predicted model, not a curated record. Gene Ontology annotation, cellular component: plasma membrane. The coding region runs from base 444 to 2537 and encodes 697 amino acids. The transcript is spliced from 11 exons. Gene Ontology annotation, molecular function: protein binding.